AUGGCAGUAGCUACAAAAGUCGAGUGCUCCCGACCCCCUUCCCCUGAGACCUCGGGCUGUCCGGAUAUCCGGAGGAGACGGGACAGGGAUGUGAUGGGGCUUGAUCCACCGCUGACAAGGAUCAGGUCGCUGCCCUUUGAUGGCCUUCCUGCUAUUGCGUUGCAAGCCAAGGUCACAGACCCUUCCCCUCCCCUGUACAAUCUACGGGAUAACUCCAAGAACCAGCCGCUCCAGGAAAUCCUGGCCGUUUCUGGUCCCCUUCAGGGAUCUCUGGAGCAUCCUGUGAAACCCCGGCUCCGCAGUAGCUCCGCACCCCGGCUCCCCGGCACCCCUGCUCCUCCGGCCCCCGGGCUCCCCGGCCCCCCGGGACCGCAACCAUGGCGUUCAGUGAAGAGCAUGGUGGGGGGGCAGCUGAAGAACCUGACGGGUGGCCUGGGCGGCGAGGAGAAGAGCGAGGGCGAGAAGUCUCCGGCCGAGGCGCAGGGCAUGACCCGCGAGGAGUACGAGGAAUAUCAGCGGCAGCUGGGGGAGGAGAAGAUGGAGAGAGAUGCCCAGUUUGCCCAGCGCAAGGCGGAGAGGGCCACGUACGUUCAGGUCUUCCGAGACAAGUACAGGCUCCCCAAGAACGAAACGGAUGACAACCAGAUCCAGCUGGUGGGAGGCGAUGUGGAGCUGCCCAAAGAGCUGGCCAAGAUGAUCGAGCAGGACAACGAGGAGGAAGAAGAGAAGAACUCGGUUAUCGGCCAGCUCAGCAACAUCCAGAACCUGGACCUUGAUUCCUUGAAAGACAAAGCUUCGGCCACGCUAGAGGACCUGAAGCAAUCGGCUGAGAAAUGCGCCGUGAUGUGA
Messenger RNA from Aptenodytes forsteri (emperor penguin), 849 nucleotides. RefSeq names its product complexin 3 (gene CPLX3). Bases 1 to 849 code for a protein of 282 amino acids. The record is from RefSeq and is a predicted model, not a curated record. Lineage: Eukaryota; Metazoa; Chordata; Aves; Sphenisciformes; Spheniscidae. The transcript has 5 exons. Gene Ontology annotation, biological process: neurotransmitter transport; synaptic vesicle exocytosis; regulation of neurotransmitter secretion. Gene Ontology annotation, cellular component: SNARE complex; terminal bouton. Gene Ontology annotation, molecular function: syntaxin binding.